Trematomus bernacchii (emerald rockcod) is the source of this 552-nucleotide messenger RNA. RefSeq names its product gamma-crystallin M2-like. Gene Ontology annotation, molecular function: structural constituent of eye lens. The transcript is spliced from 3 exons. Gene Ontology annotation, biological process: visual perception; lens development in camera-type eye. The record is from RefSeq and is a predicted model, not a curated record. NCBI's taxonomy places the organism in Eukaryota, Metazoa, Chordata, Actinopteri, Perciformes, Nototheniidae. Bases 7 to 534 code for a protein of 175 amino acids.
AUAACCAUGGGAAAGAUCAUAUUUUACGAGGACAGGAACUUCCAGGGGCGCUCUCAUGAGUGCAGCAGCGACAGUGCCGACCUCCACUCGUACUUCAACAGAUGCAACUCCAUCAGGGUGGAUAGCGGCUGCUUCAUGAUCUAUGAGAGGCCCAACUACACGGGAAACCAGUACUACCUGAGGAGAGGAGAGUACUCUGACAACCAGCGUGCCAUUGGCCUCAACGACUGUGUCAAGUCUUGCCGUAUGAUCCCCCAGCACCGUGGCUCCUACAAGAUGAGGCUCUACGAACGCUCCGACAUGUCCGGUCAGAUGCACGAAAUGUUGGACGACUGCCCAAACAUCCAGGACCGCCUCAGCAUGUCCGACUUCAACUCCUGUAACGUGAUGGAAGGCCACUGGCUGCUGUACGACCAGCCCAACUACAAGGGCAGGGCGUACUACAUGAGGCCCGGGGAGUACAGGAGGUUCAGCGACUGGGGAGGCGUCAGCCCCAGAGUCGGCUCCAUCAGAAGAAUCAGCGACUUGAACUGAAGUCAUGCCUUAAUUCAA